Molecule: messenger RNA, 2229 nt
Organism: Eruca vesicaria subsp. sativa (arugula)
Lineage: Eukaryota; Viridiplantae; Streptophyta; Magnoliopsida; Brassicales; Brassicaceae
Source: the annotation of a GenBank genome assembly
AUGCUGAGGAUUUUCAUCCUUUUCUCUCUUCUCAUACACUCUUGUGUUGCAGCCCCCAAAACUCCGGCUGCUCCUGCCAAGAAAUGGCUCACCCUUAACGGAAAAGAGCCUGCGGUUGUAGCGAGAGGUGGCUUGUCAGGACUUUUCCCUGAGUCUAGCGCCCCUGCAAAUGACUUGGCUGUUAGCUCCAGCUCCCCUGGUCUGACAGUGAUGUGCAACCUUCAGAUGACAAAAGAUGGUGCGGGCAUUUGCUUGUCUGAUAUCAGGCUUGACAAUGCAACCACCAUCUCCACACUCUUCCCCAAAGGCCAGAAGACCUACAAGGUCAAUGGUCAAAACCUCAAGGGCUGGUUUGCUCUUGACUACUUGGCCGACACCAUCUUCUCCAAUGUCUCUCUUGUUCAAAACAUCUACACUCGGCCCAGCAUUUUCGAUGGCCAGAUGCCGAUUGCAGCUGUGGAGGAAGUCCUCGACACCAAGCCUCCCAAGUUCUGGUUAAGCGUUCAGUACGAUGCCUUCUACAUGGAACACAAGCUGAGUGCAGCAGAGUACCUGAGAAGCUUCAGAUUCCGUGGCAUUAACGUCAUAUCAUCUCCGGAAAUCGAUUUCUUGAAGAGCAUUGGAAAGGAUGCACGCAGGGCCAAAACAAAGCUCAUAUUCGAGUUCAAAGACCUGGAGGCAAUGGAGCCAACUACCAACAAGAAGUACAGCGAGAUUCUGCUGAAUCUCGCUGCCAUCAAGGCCUUUGCCACAGGUGUUAUCAUCCCCAAAGACUACAUCUGGCCCCUAGACACGGCUAUGUACCUUAAGCCCGCCUCCACCAUUGUGGCUGAUGCCCACAAAGCUGGUCUAGAGGUCUAUGCUUCAGGUUUCGCCAAUGAUUUCCAAACCAGCUACAACUACAGCUAUGAUCCCUCCGCUGAGUAUCUCCAGUUUAUAGACAAUGGACAGUUCUCUGUAGAUGGCUUCAUCACAGAUUUCCCACCAACAGCAUCACAAGCCAUCACUUGCUUUGCUCACCAAAAGAAAAACCUUCCCAAAAUAGGCAACACGUUGGUCAUAACACACAAUGGAGCAAGUGGAGAUUAUCCAGGCUGCACUGAUUUGGCUUAUCGAAAGGCAGUCGACGAUGGAGCAGAUGUGAUAGACUGUUCUGUCCAGAUGUCCAAAGAUGGAAUCGCUUUCUGUCUUGAUUCAGCAGACCUCAUACCAACCACAACUGCCAUGACCACUCUCAUCACCAGAGCCAGUACCGUCCCUGAGAUCCAGCCCAAAAAUGGCAUUUUCUCUUUUGAUCUCACUUGGGCAGAGAUCCAGUCUCUAAAGCCUCAAAUCCAGAGCCCCUUCUUAACUGUUGAGAAGUUACAGAGAAACCCAGUAAACAAGAAUGCAGGGAAGUUCAUGACUCUUGCUGACUUCCUUAAGUUCAGUAAAGCAACGGCAGUCACUGGAGUUCUCAUCAACAUCCAGAAUGCUGCUUAUUUAGCAUCAAAGAAAGGCCUAGGAAUAGUAGAUGCAGUAAAGUCCGCUCUAACCAGUUCAAAACUCGACAAGAAGGUAAUGAUUCAGUCAGAUGACAGUUCUGUUCUGGACAGUUUUAAGGAUGUCACUAGAGUCUUGCGCAUCGAAAAGGAAAUAGGAGAUGCUCCAAAACCAACCAUUGAAGAAAUCAAGAAACAUGCAGAUGCUGUAAAUAUCUGGAGAAGUUCUAUUGUCCCAAUCUCCCAAAGCUUCGCCAUAGGGAAGACUAAGGUAGUGGAGGAAAUGCACAAAGGGAAUAUCUCUGUUUACAUAUCUGUUCUUAGAAACGAGUUCCUCUCCGUAACGUUUGACUCCUUCUCCGAUCCCACGGUAGAGCUUGCCACAUUCAUUGCAGGGAAUGGCGUUGAUGGAGUCAUCACAGAGUUCCCUGCUACAGCCACCAGAUACUUGAGGAGUCCAUGCUCAGAUUUAAACAUAGAGCAGCCCUUUGCUAUAUUACCUGCAGAGGCAGGUUCUCUAAUCUCCGUGGCAUCCAAGGAAGCACAGCCACCGGCUAGUGCCCCAAACCCGCCUCUUGACGCCAAAGACGUGAUUGAUCCGCCUCUGCCCCCUGUUGCAAACUUGGCCUCCAACAAUGGCAGUGGAGGAGCUCAGCCAGGUUCUCGUCGUUCAGGCACCAUAGCCACCACUGCUAAUCUCAGCCUGGCAAUGCUGGCAUUGGGACUAGUCCUAUGUGCUGCUGCCUAA